Mangifera indica (mango) is the source of this 1440-nucleotide messenger RNA. RefSeq names its product LRR receptor-like serine/threonine-protein kinase EFR. Lineage: Eukaryota; Viridiplantae; Streptophyta; Magnoliopsida; Sapindales; Anacardiaceae. The record is from RefSeq and is a predicted model, not a curated record. Gene Ontology annotation, cellular component: plasma membrane. Gene Ontology annotation, molecular function: protein binding. Bases 1 to 1440 code for a protein of 479 amino acids. The transcript is spliced from 3 exons.
AUGGGGAAUAUCUUGUGCAUCUAUUUGUUUUUGCAUUACUGCUUCAUGGCUACCUUGGCUGUGACCGCGAAAAAUUUAACAACCGAUCAAUCUGCUCUUCUUCAAUUCAAAUCACAUAUCACUUCCGAUCCCCACAGUGUACUGGCAUAUAACUGGUCCAUUUCUAAUCCAAUCUGUAACUGGGUUGGUAUUUCCUGUGGUGCUCGCCAUGAAAGAGUCACAGCUUUGAACCUUCCAUUCAUGGAACUCGGUGGCACCAUCUCUCCAUACCUGGGCAAUCUCUCAUUCCUGGUGAAACUUGAUCUUAGUUACAACAAUUUCCAUGGCCAUCUGCCGAAUGAACUGGGUCAAUUACGCCGACUGAGAGUCUUUUCUAUCAGUAACAAUACAAUAAGUGGAGGUAUUCCGGGAUUUAUCGGUCUCUUAUCCAAACUCCAAAUCCUGAAACUUGAAUUUAAUGAUUUCUCAGGUACCAUCCCAGAUGUUCUCUUCAAUGUAACUACGCUAGAGGCCCUGUGGUCACACAACAAUAAUAUCCAAGGAAGCAUUUCACCAGAGAUUGUGAAGCUCACCAGGUUGAAAAUUUUCUAUAUGGCAAGUAACUUACUCUCGGGCUCCAUACCUUGGAGCAGCAUCUACAACUGUUCCUUGCUACAAGUGUUUCGUUUAGGCGACAAUUCUUUGUCUGGCAGUCUACCAGAUGGUCUCUGUAAUCGUCUUCCAAAACUUGAAUGGCUAACUCUAACUUACAAUGGACUUUCUGGCCAGCUUCCAAGAAGUUUAGGCAACUGCAGCGAGGCUGUUGUUUAUUCAUUUUCAGAGAAUAAAUUUACAGGACUCAUACCACAAAAUAUUGGAAAUUUGAGUAAGCUUACGUGGUUGACUCUUAAUAGUAACAACUUAGAAGGUGAAAUUCCAGAGGAGAUAGGCAAUUUGCAAAAUCUUCAACAUCUAUAUCUAGGUUUCAAUAGCUUAACUGGUGUAAUUCCAGAGGAGAUAGGCAAUUUGCAAAAUCUUCAACAUCUAUUUCUAGGUUUCAAUAGCUUAAGUGGUGUAAUUCCAGCUUCAAUCUUCAAUAUUUCAACCAUAAUUAGGAUUAAUCUAGCUAGGAAUAACCUUUCAGGCUAUCUACCAUCAACCAUUGGCCGUAGGCUUCCCAACUUGGAGAUUCUUGCCAUAUGGUCAAAUGAACUUACUGGAACAAUCCCCACCUCCAUCACCAAUGCUUCCAGGCUCGUUAAGCUAGACCUGUCCAUCAACUCAUUUUCUGGGCUUGUUCCAAAUACAUUUGGCAACUUGAAAUUCCUCGAAUGGCUUAGUCUUGAUUCCAAUAACUUCGCCACUGAAUCACCUACUGCAGAAUGGAGCUUUCUGUCUUCUUUGACAAAUUGCAGGAAACUAAAGACUCAAUUGCAAGAUCAAGGGCAGCAUUCCUACUGA